UCCGACGCAUCAAUUGCCCUCUCUCUCUCUCUUCCUCCUUCGAUCGUCGAUGGACGCCGCCGCCGCCGCCGUCCCUCCCCCGCCGCCCGCCGGCGAGCCCGCACCGUCCCUCUCUCCGCCCAUCGCCGCCCAAGAACCCAUCGACGCCCCCAAUUCUCCCGACCGCGGCGGCCCGAGUCCGCCGGCCGAAGCUCCCUCUCCGCCCUCGAAGCCCGUCGGGGAGAAGGCUAAUGUCAAGAAACGGAGGAAACUCAAGGGCGUCGCUUCGCAGGCGGCGGCGGCGGCGUCGUCGUCGUCGGCGUCUUCGUCUUCGGCUCGUCCUCUUCUUCCGCGUCCUGCCGAGAGGGGCGCUCGCGUUCUGCGCAGACGCCGAGGCCCUCGGGUCCUGCUCGGCGCGGCGCAGCCCGCGGGGAACGACGUGGAGGCAAUGGCGCUCCCUCUUGGAAUGUGUUUUGCUGCCGUUGUUGCCCAGGUUUUGGAAAGGGAAUAUACGACACGAGAAAAGAUGUCUGUCGAUUAUCUCUCGCAGAUUUGUACUUCUGCUGUCAGAGAAUCAUUAUCCAAUGGAUUUGGCAACAAAUUUACCAGUUUUGCAAGCAACUUUGAGAUGUCUUUCAGGAGCACAUUACGGACUCUUAGGUUGAUUAGUGAAUCCUCAUCACAAGAGAAAAUGUAUCAAUUGGACCAGCAAGAUGUUACGAUUUCAACAUCCAACAUGCAUCCACAGGGGUCUAUGGACAAAGGAAGUUGUUCAAGCUCUUUGAAAGAGUUUGGAGCAGAACCAGUUUUGCGCCAUUCUGACAGUCCAGAUCAUCUAAACAUGUUCAAGGAGGCACAAGAACAUAUUCUAAGAGAUUCUAUGAUAUGCCAGAUUAGCCAACAAAGAGAGGAAAAUCAACUUGCUUGUGUUUCUCGUAGCAGAUCUGGACCUCCUGUUAUCAGCCAGCCCAUAAGAAGCACCUUCGAGAAAUCCAUCGUGGAACAGACUCGAUCUAAUGACCUUAAGGAAUUGGAACUUGGUCUUGUCAUGAAAAAGAUGAAGCUAAAAGAAGCGCAGCUCUCUCUCACUUAUGAUGCAAAUCGUCUGGGGAGAUCAAAGUUGGCUAUGGGCAUAUCAAAGGCAUCCUUUAACGAAGAAAAGUUCAAGAAUAAAUUAGAAGACACGAGACAUUCAGAGCUACUUAAAAAGUGCAUAGAUUGUCUUGUUGCUGGUUUAAUUAUAAUGUCACUUUCCCUUUUAUAUGGAGCUUAUGUUUUUUCCUACCAAAAACUUGCCGAAGCUACCGAAUCCUGUUCACCUUCAACCCAGCAAUCCAGGUCUUGGUGGAUCCCGGAGCCUGUGGUGUCUUUUAAUUCGGGAAUUCAAAUGCUGAGAUGUCAGAUCCAAAUUCUGAGCCGGAUGCUGUUUGGUGUCCUGAUGAUCCUCACCGUUGCUUAUUUGCUCCUCCAGCGCUCCACAACUUCAAACCAAACGAUGCCGGUUACUUUUCUGCUUUUGCUGUUAGGAGCGGCCUGUGGAUUUGCAGGAAAGCUCUGUGUCGACACUUUGGGAGGAAGCGGAUAUCAUUGGCUCAUCUUCUGGGAGACUCUUUGCUUCCUGCAUUUCUUGUCGAAUAUAUGGACGUCAAGAUUGUUUAUCAUUCUCCAUGGGCCUGUUUCCACACCCCAAGGGAUGAGGAGUGAUGCGGUGAUGGUUCCAUACUGGGUUCGGCAGAUUUUAUUCUAUGCUGCUGUUCUAAUCUUUCUUCCUCUGUUAUGUGGCCUUAUUCCUUUUGCAAGUCCGGUCGAAUGGAAGGAUCAUUUCUCGCAGCUCAUUGUGGACCAUCUGUCUAAUGAUGGCGAUAGUGAUUGGAGCUAGCCGAUGCAGUUGGAGGGUGUAGAGGAGUUCAAGUAGGGUAAAUCAUAUUUAUUAUAGGACUCAAGCUCUUUUGGGUUUGGAUUUGAAACUUUUUGUAAUGGGCAGUGUUGUAUUUUAUUUAGAAGGGACAUAAAGGCCAUAAAAGAUAAGUGGGACUGUUGAGGGCUGUAUCAUAGGAUAAAGCUUAGAGAGCUUGUGUCUUGGCCUGUAUUAUUACGAUGACGAGGUGUAAUUUUUUCAACUGUAAGUGGUGCAAUCUCUUACCAAGUC
Molecule: messenger RNA, 2128 nt
Organism: Eucalyptus grandis
Lineage: Eukaryota; Viridiplantae; Streptophyta; Magnoliopsida; Myrtales; Myrtaceae
Product: protein CPR-5
Exons: 5
Coding region: 50-1858 (602 amino acids)
Biological process (GO): leaf senescence; defense response; trichome morphogenesis
Source: RefSeq, a predicted model, not a curated record